This is a messenger RNA of Paramuricea clavata, 3434 nucleotides long. The record is from the annotation of a GenBank genome assembly. NCBI's taxonomy places the organism in Eukaryota, Metazoa, Cnidaria, Anthozoa, Malacalcyonacea, Plexauridae.
AUGAACAUGAUUGAGACAGUCUUAACAGAUCUGGAAACUGAUAAGCAGUUUUUAACACAAGGUUUACAGAAGGCACAGAAGGCAUACACAGAAAAAUGUAAAAAACCAAACCCAUCAAAGAAAGUACUUAUGGAACUUUCGUGGGAGAGAGUCGAAUAUAGUGAACUGUUACAACAAUGUCAGUGUCUGCUUUCUUAUGUUAAAACAUUGAAAGUCUCUGUUGGUCAAAGUUCUCAAGUGUUGCAUGUACAGAAGAGCGUGUGUGAAAAGACAUCUGAUUGGGAGAAAUAUAUGAGGAAUUUGUUUAUAAAAAGACGACAACCAGCAGCAAUUCAUGUUUUCAUCUUUCUACUAUCUGAUGAAUGUCGCAACAAGAAACCGUACUGUCUACCAAUUCAGUAUUGUUUUCAAGGUGUAUUAUUAGUAGAGGUAAUCAUGCGAUGGCGAGUACAAUUAGGGAUUAAUAGUACGAGUGAUGUUUGGAAAUUUUGCCAAAAUUGGACGAGUCGCCGUACUUGUUUAUUAUUAGCAGCAUGACAAAAUUGGAUACGUACUUCUUAAUGUCAACAUCAUAUUCUCUAGCCGAAGCCCAGUCCUGCCAGACUUUCAACCAAAAUUUAAUGCCUUUGUUCGUAUUUUCAUCUACUUCCUCUACAGCAAUUUCAUUUCACGCUUGUGUUUAAUGUAAAAUACGUUUCCGCCAUUUUGUUUGUUUUUUGUUUGUACUGCAGUACAAUUAAUGAAAUAACUGUACUCUCAACCAAUCAGCAUCCAGUAAUUUUGUCAUGCUAAUAAUAAAUUUAAUUAACACAGAAAUAUUUGCAUAGCAUGACCAAACUGUUGGGCUGGCUUUGCCACUAUGAGUAAAUAAUUAUUAAUAUUAUUAUCACAUAUUAUUAUUAGGUUUUGUCACUGAUGGGAAAUUCAACAGCUUGAGAACAAAAGGAGAGAAACGCCCAUUACAUGUGGUGCAACUGAUACGAAAUGCUCGUGAAAGUGUCAGCAAAAAGUCCAAAGGAUUUUUAUUGAAGUUGAUUGUGAGAACAGGAGGUAAUGCACUCAUAACUCCAUAAUUAUCUAGUAAUCUUUUUCCCCCAAUGCGACCAAUAAUUUUAGUAUAUUUUAAAGUGGAUAGCAUAUUUUAACAAUCAGGAGCCGGUUGUUCAAAGCUAGGGUAGCUUAACCCUAGGUUAACCUUAGGUUAACCUAUCAUUCAAAGCAAUCUUCCUGACAGCUUGUCUAUAAAUUUGGAAAUAUUUCUUCAGAGAUCCUGUCUGGAUCGAUAGGAGUUUACUUCUUUGAAGUUUUGAAAUAUACAGAUGUGUAGAAAUACACAAACUAAAACAGCAGGUUAAAUUUUAACCCAGGAUUAGCGCUAACCCACCUUUGAACAACCGGCCCCAGAAGAAUAAGAAUUAACAGUACAGUAAGUACAAGAUGAAAUGAAGUACAAGAUGAAAUUAAUUGUGACAUGCAUGUAUUUAACUUAAUUUCCUGCAUAUUAACCGUAUUUUACUUAUGCUAAACAGCUGUAUCAGGAUUAUGUAUACAAUAUAAAUGUGUAUGAAAAAUUUGUUACGCGAAAUGUGUGUGCAUACGUAUUAACAGAUGAAAGGUUUAGGUGUUGGAUAAAUUAACUGUAACUUCAUUUAUCUAUUUUCAGUUGAUGAUGAUGGGAAGCCUGUGACAGAAAAAGCAGAUCCAGCAAUACCUUCUGAUGUUAUCAACCUAUUGCAUAACUUGAGACAGGAUGGAUUAAGUUUAUUUGAGGCUCUUAAAUGCAUAAGGAUGUCCUUAGUACCAGAAGGAUAUGAACCCUAUCCCUUCAGAAAUGGAGUAGAAGAAAGCCAGGAAGAUAUGCUUAAGUCUAUUAUCGGAACAUAUCGAUUCAGGGAUACUGUCUCCAAGUAUGUGUCAGUUGGUGUAGAUUUUUCUACCUAUAUUUACAUUCCAGAGAUUGAUGAUGAGACUGGUGAAGCUUUUCAUGAACGGGAAGAUCACUGCCACAUUCUCAAACGCAUUUGGAAGCACACAAGAGAAGGACCACCUGGAACUAACUUGCAAGGUUUUGAUGAUGCAAUGCGUAAUCCUGGCACUGGAUUGACAUUUGCAGCUCUUACUGGCAAGAGAAAACAAUCUGUGGUUGAUGCAGAAAGAAUGUUGUCGUUCCUUGUUGCCAAGUUUCUUAGUGAAAAUGGUUAUGAAAAGGAAGGAGAAUACAUCAAUAUUGUUGCAGGAUGGCAUGAGGCUGCAGAUGGCAGAGGACUUUCUGAGCUGGAGAGAUGCAAGAAAAACUAUGCUAUGCUUAACAUGAUUCUGGAUGACUGGAUGCCAUGGCAUAAAACAACACCUAAUUUUGCUACCAUCGACAUUAACAGGUAUACAUGAAUUCUAUAAAAUUUGAUAGCAAGGUAUUUAUUGAUGUUCAAGUGCAUGUAAUACAAAAGUGCAGAAAAUUGCAACAAACGCAGAUUUCGUAUCAUGUUCAUAAAAAAAUGUUGCAUGUACAUCAUAUUGGGGAGGGGAUCAAUUUUAACAAGACAAAAAUACUGUAGCCAAUUACAGUAUGAAGGUGUUAAAGUAAAACUAUUUUGGUUUUUUAGACCAAUCAAAGGAAUUUGUGGAUUUUCAAGAGAGACUGUGAUCGCUGUAACUACCAACAUUGAAAGCAUUGAGUAUCGCAGAAGAGAAAGUGGUAGAAUUGGAUAUCCCGAACAUCCUAGAGCUGGCACUUCAGAUGAUGUAGAGGCAUUCAUCUCCUUGUUGCACGGUUUUCUUGGCAAUAUAUUUACAGUGAAAGAGAUGAAAUCAUUGUGGAGGAAAGUUGUAAGGUAAAUUGAAUGGUAGCACGAGAAACUGUUUCUGUAAAUACACUCUGCUACUGAUAAUAUGCUAUGACCUGUUUGUUUAAGUGCAUUUACAUAAUAUGGCACCAAUUGGAAUUAGUAAAUGUAAUAAAUGUCCAUUCCAUAUGUAGCUGUUCUCAAUUAGCAAACAUACAUGAUAAACAGGAACACAGAUGGAAACUAUGAUAUUAUGUUUCAAUAUUAUGUAUUAUAUGUGAUCCUUUUGUGGUAAAAUACUGUACAAUUUAAAACAACUUUUUGUUAUUUAUUGUUUUUCGUCUCUACCUUAGGGAGUAUUGCAAACGAAUUGAUGAAGAUUUGCCAUUUUAUUACUGGACAAGUAACGAACGGUUCAGAGAGUUUGGUGACCCCAUGCCGAGCUUCAACGAAGUCGAGGAAGUCCCAGAUGACAUUGAUGCAGCUGACGACCCAUGCCGCCUUCACAGCUUAACUGUCAACAGACGAGAAGACUCUUCCAUCUUCGCAGCAGGACGUCUCUCUUUGCCAGUGCGUAACCUAACUACUGUUCGCCAUCGGCUUCACAGACCUGUCGUUGAACCUCCUUUACUGGAAGCAGCAAUCGAAUGA